CUGGCACACACUCGCUGCUCUGUCGCUGCUCUGUCGUAAUUUGACAAAGCUCAAACGACCACCGCCAUGCGUCUCCUUCGCCGCCAUCGGCGCCACCUCCUCGCCGCCGCGUCCCCCCUCCUCCUCCUCCUCCCCCGCCGCCGCCGCUACGCCACCAAGUACACCGCCAGGGUGACCUCGGUCUCCCCCUCCGGCCGCUCCCUCUCGGCGGAGGUCCCCCCUCCGCCGCCCCUCCCCACCGACGUCCGCGGCUACCCCAUCCCCCGCCGCGACCUCAUCUGCGCCGCCACCAACAUCCUCCUCCACCACGGCCGCCGUCCCCGCGGCUCUUCGCCGCCGCCCCCCGACGGCGAGGGCGAUGACGACGCCUUCUCUCGCCUGUCCAGCUUCUUCCACUCUCUCUCCCCCUCCCUUACCCUGUCGGAAGCCUCCGAGAUCCUCAAGUCCAUAAGCUGCCCCCGCCUCGCCCUGAAAUUCUUCCGAUCCUGCCCUUCACUUUCCCCGAAUUUCCAGCACAACGCCUUCACCUACAACCGCAUCUUGCUCGUCCUCUCCAAGUCGACCGACCCCGACCGGUUCGAUCGGGUCCGCUCGAUCGUCGAGGAGAUGGAGAAAUCCGGCCUGCGCGGCACGAUUUCCACCGUUAAUCUCCUGAUCGGGAUCUUCGGCGGCAACACCGGGGAUUUGGACAAGUGCGUGAGUUUGGCGAGGAAAUGGGAGCUGAAGCUGAAUUGCUAUACGUAUAAGUGCUUGGUUCAAGCUCAUGUGAGGUCGUAUAACUCGAAAAACGCCUUUGAUGUGUACUGGGAGAUGAGAAGAAGAGGGUAUAAGUUGGAUAUAUUUGCUUAUAACAUGCUGCUGGAUGCUCUUGCUAAAGAUGAAAAGGUUGAGGAAGCUUCCAAGGUUUUUGAUGACAUGAAGAGGAAGUGGUGUGAACCUGAUGAAUUUUCAUACACCAUUUUGAUCAGAUUGAAUGGAAAGAUUGGGAAACCUGAUGAAGCAAUGGUACUUUUCCAAGAAAUGAUGGAUAAAGGCUUAUCUGUCAAUUUAAUUUCUUAUAACACCAUCAUAGAAGCACUUGCUAGAGGCCAUAUGGUUGACAAGGCCCUAUACAUCUUCUCUAAGAUGGUGAAAAACGAGUGUCGCCCCAACGAGUUCAUUUAUAGCGUAAUUCUGAAUCUCUUAGUCUCAGAAGGGCAACUAGGUCGGUUGGAUGAGGUCAUCGAAAUGUCUAAGAAGUUCUUGAACAAAUCAAUAUAUGCGUUUCUUGUGAGAACGCUCAGCAAAUUGGGCCAUGCUGGUGAAGCUCACAGGCUAUUUUGCAACAUGUGGAUUUAUCAUGACCAGGGAGAUAGGGAUGCUUACAUGUCUAUGUUAGAAAGUUUGUGCAGUUCAGGUAAGACAACAGAAGCUCUGGAACUUCUGCAGAAUAUACACGAAAAAGGAGUAAAUCCCAAUACCAUGAUGUAUAACAUGGUAUUCUCCGCUCUGAAAAAGUAUAAGCAAAUAUCCCAACUUCAGGACCUUUAUGAAAAGAUGAAGCUUGAUGGCCCUUCACCAGACAUAUAUACAUACAACAUCCUAAUCUCCAGCUUUGGCAGAAUGGGAAAGGUUGACGAGACUGUCAAAGUCUUCGAAGAGCUUGAGCGGAGCAAUUGUAACCCCGAUGUUAUCUCAUAUAAUUCACUUAUCAAUUGCCUGGGGAAAAAUGGUGAUCUUGAUGAAGCUCACAUCAGGUUCAAGGAGAUGCAAGAGAAAGGUCUGAAUCCUGAUGUUGUUACAUAUAGCACACUUAUCGAAUGCUUUGGCAAGACGGAUAAAGUGGAUAUGGCAUGCUGCCUGUUUGAUGAAAUGCUUGCAAAAGGCUGUUGCCCGAACAUUGUGACAUACAACAUUUUGCUGGACUGUCUCGAGAAGUGUGGGAGAACGGCACAAGCUGUAGAUCUUUAUGCAAAACUUAAGCAGCAGGGAUUGACCCCAGAUUCUAUCACCUACUCCUUGCUUGAAAGGAUACAAAGUGGUUCCCACAGGAAAGUCCGGGUUCGCAGGAAAAAUCCAAUCACAGGUUGGAUUGUGAGUCCUCUGCGGUGAUGGGCGUCGUGAUUCUGCUUUGAUGAACGCCGAGUCGGAUUCAGCAGGUUAUAAUGCUUAAUGUGCUUUUUGCUAUGGAAAUGGCGAAAGAUACAGAGCUUCUUUCAACGAGGCACUUGAUACCCCAGAGGCUGUUCUGGAAAUCUUGUCAGCGUGAUCACUCUCUUAGCUCACUUUUUCGACAAGAAACUGAUGAAUGACCGUGCACGACCCUCAUGAAGUACGAGUGCAAGAUGACUGGGGCUUACAUUCAACGUGGAGUCGGCCUCAUAUAUAAGGAUAGUGUUCUGGCGGCACGAGCUGAAAGCCGUGUUUCUCGAAUUUUCACUGUUGUUUCUCGAUUUUCUGAGAGGGCUGCUAUCAGAAUCCCACUCGGGGCUCCUGCAAUUUUUAUCCGGUCAGGAAGAGGAACUAAUCCCCUCUUCCACAUAUCCCCUUUUUUCUAUUUUUGGCUUUUAAAUAAAGAGGAGGAACCAUUCCAUCAUUAUAGAAUACUUUUGCAA
Messenger RNA from Syzygium oleosum, 2594 nucleotides. RefSeq names its product pentatricopeptide repeat-containing protein At1g51965, mitochondrial. Gene Ontology annotation, molecular function: protein binding. The record is from RefSeq and is a predicted model, not a curated record. The transcript is spliced from 2 exons. NCBI's taxonomy places the organism in Eukaryota, Viridiplantae, Streptophyta, Magnoliopsida, Myrtales, Myrtaceae. The coding region runs from base 67 to 2091 and encodes 674 amino acids.